Molecule: messenger RNA, 6700 nt
Organism: Alexandromys fortis (reed vole)
Lineage: Eukaryota; Metazoa; Chordata; Mammalia; Rodentia; Cricetidae
Gene: Frrs1l
Product: ferric chelate reductase 1 like
Exons: 5
Coding region: 263-1144 (293 amino acids)
Biological process (GO): regulation of postsynaptic membrane neurotransmitter receptor levels; regulation of glutamate receptor signaling pathway
Source: RefSeq, a predicted model, not a curated record
AGGCGACUGGGCGGUGGGGAGAAUAGGUGAAGGACUCAAGAAGGGAAGCUAGGAGGGAGCGUCAGGAGAGGAGGGGGUGAUGCUGAGAGGAUGGGGCAGGUUGCGGGGCUGGAGCGAGGAUGCGCAGAGCGAGACAGGGAGGCGGCGGAUGCGGGCGCUCCGCGGCUGCGCGGCGCGUGCUGGCGGCGGCUAGGUCCCGGCCCGCGCCCGCGGCGCCCCCGCUGCGGCCGGAGCGGCCUGGCUGCGGGAUCGGUGAGCAGCGAUGGUGGGGCAGCCCCGGAAGCGCCCGGCCUGGGCGUCGCUGCUCCUGCGGCUGCUGCUGACUGGGGUCGCUGCCUGCAACGCCAGCCCCGCGGACGACGGUGCGGGUCCUGGGGGCCGGGGACCCCGGGGACGCGCGCGAGGGGACGCGGGCGCUGACGAGGCAGUGCCGCGCCACGACUCCUCUUACGGCACCUUCGCCGGCGAGUUCUACGACCUGCGCUACCUGUCGGAGGAGGGCUAUCCUUUCCCCACUGCUCCUCCUGUGGACCCGUUUGCCAAAAUCAAAGUGGAAGACUGCGGAAGAACUAAAGGAUGCUUUAGGUAUGGCAAGCCCGGCUGUAACGCAGAGACCUGUGACUACUUCCUUAGCUACCGGAUGAUAGGGGCUGAUGUGGAGUUUGAGCUGAGCGCAGACACGGAUGGCUGGGUAGCAGUUGGAUUCUCUUCAGACAAAAAGAUGGGCGGUGAUGAUGUCAUGGCCUGCGUCCAUGAUGACAAUGGCAGAGUCCGCAUCCAGCACUUCUACAAUGUGGGACAGUGGGCGAAGGAGGUCCAGAGAAAUCCUGCCAGAGACGAGGAAGGGGUUUUCGAGAACAAUCGUGUCACCUGCAGGUUUAAGCGUCCCGUGAAUGUUCCCAGAGACGAAACGAUCGUGGAUCUACACUUGAGUUGGUAUUACCUGUUCGCUUGGGGUCCGGCCAUUCAGGGCUCUAUCACCAGGCACGACAUAGACUCCCCACCGACUUCAGAGCGCGUUGUCAGUAUUUACAAAUACGAGGACAUUUUCAUGCCGUCGGCUGCCUACCAGACCUUCUCCUCUCCGUUUUGUUUGCUUCUCAUUGUCGCCCUGACCUUCUACUUGCUGAUGGGGACCCCUUAGCCACAGCUGCAAGGCCGACAAGACUAGGUGGAGCGGCAAGCCUUCAGUAUAUAUUUCUCAAUAUCGCCUGUAUUAUUCUAGCUUCUGUUACUUAAAAACAAGUCAUGAUUUCAACAUUUUUUUGGGGAAAAAAAAAGAACAAGCUUUUCUCCUAGUCAAACAGGAUUGUCAAGGCAACCCUGCUUUCGGGAAGUAUUUAAACCGUUUGCGAACACUUCAAAUAUGUUUUCUAUUUGAGCUUUACGGUGUCUGUGCAUUUUGGUAAAACUGAGUCGUCAUACUGAUUGGGAUUUAAACCCAGACAAAGGCUGCCUUUUGUUGGCCUACACGUUUCACAGCCUUGGCUAGCGCGGUCAGCUGAAACAACGGGGAGAUAAAGAUCUAGCUGUGGAAAAGAGUGUCUCCCAACAGUCUUUAUUUCGAGCGGUCCUGCACGAGAGGGUUACUUGGCAUGUUGCCGUGGAGAACUUCACAGGAUGUCACAAGUGCAUCAGCAGCCUCUCGAGAACAUUUCCGCGAAGGCUAAGUGCUUUUAGAUAGUCACACAGUGGACCGGGCGUACGGGGGAGAUUAUAGUGAUAAGCCGUGGUUUGUAUUUAUCUAAAGUAUCUUCCCAAUUCGCAAGUAGUUAUGAGAAAACAGUUUUAUAUUGCUGUUAGGAAAGAUGAAAAAAAGAACUGUGAAUAUUCCUGAAGAUGUAAAAUUCCCUUAAUGAUAAAAACAGGAGAAUUCUUCGCAAUUAGAAUUUGCUUCCUUCUGCUACCGUGUUCAACCAACUAAGGUGUUCCUGGGUGGCUCUAGCCAACGGUGGUGGUCAAGUCGGCGUCCAUUAACUACAAUUAAUAUGCAUUAGGACAGACAAGUCAUCCUAAGGAAAACACACAUCAUCAUGCUUAAAGACUGUAGACACCAGGAGCAAAAAUGGGGGGAGGGACCCUGAAGUAAAUUCACCAAGAGUAUACAUUAAAAAUGUUCAAUUCUACGUUUUCUUUUUUGAAAAGAGCCAGAUACUCUCUAAAUACCUAUGUUGGCAGCCUACCUAGAGGAGAGUAACUGUGGGCACUUACACGGUGGGGCCAUUGCCACCGUGGCUUUCCAGAAUUCUCUGAUUUGUUCCCAUUGCUUCCAGGCUGGCUCCAACUCUAUAGCUGAGUGACACCGGACUAUGGUUUCUAAGUCCCAAGUUCAUGUCAGAGGUGAACGACUGCCUGUGGGGAGAAUGUUCAGAUUCUUCUGAGCUGGCGCCAAAAUAAAGUAUGUAUUACUACUUCGCGACACUGCCCACACCCAGUUUCAAACUCAAGGUUCAAGUUGGUGGCUUCACCUGACGACAACUGCCUCUUCACCAAGCCCUCUCUCUGAUCCUGGUCAAGCUUGGCACAAGCAUGGCCAGUAAAUCAGUUUCUCAGGGUUAGUAGUUGGCUUAGGAGUGAGGGUUGGGAGUAUAUAGAGACGCCCGUGUUGUAAAUAAGAAGCCUAAUAUUUUUAUAUCCUCUAUGUGUAUAGUAAUUGAUGUAUAAAUCGCGGAGCUAAUAGAGACUUUAGUUAGUAGUGGGAGCGAGUGGUGCUUCCCUUCCAUUUCCACUUCAAAUCAAGUAACUGUUUUUAUAGUGUUUCCAUUUUAGUGACCAGCUUUGUGAAUUUUUGCUUGGGACUUUCAGAGUUAUCCUUGCCCUUACAGUGACGUGCAGUGACUCUACUAAACUCCAGGGUUUCUGCCUCUUCAGGGUCACUGCCUGUCCCAGCGAGUCUGAGCGGCCUUGAGUUUCUCCAACCUGCCCUCUCUCACCUGUUCUGUCCCCAUCUUCCCCAUCCCCUCUCCCCCAUGAUGGGCUCAUCUGUAAGGCCCUAACUCUCAUCUCUUCCUCCAGUCUUGGGGACUGUGUGGUUUUAGGAGUGACUCAGCUCUCCUCUAGCAUGCUGGGCUUUUCAUUAGGAGUCAUUUCUCUCCUCAUCCUUGUAACUGAUGCUACUUCUUGGUAGAUAUUCAAAAAACUGGUGGACUGAAUUACAAAGCUGUCUCGAUACUGCGAGUUUACUUGGGCCAGAGGAAUCUCUUUUAUGGACUGUAGCUGGCUAGCCAAUGUUUUUAUAUGUCCUGUUCAUGAUCAAACCGUGUCUUCUAAAACAUAAAUGACAAUAUCCCCAGUGGCAGUGUGGUUUUGCCUUUCAGUGGACACCAGUUGGCACUUUGAACAAUAAUUGCUGUCAUGAAAUAAGGAUUUACGACAAGGGAUGUGUCACAAACAGCUGACUGUCAUCUCAGAGAUCUGUCCACUGAUAGACAUGUCGAAGUGAAAGCCCUGUAGACUUCGAAUUCAUCCGUUCUUACCUAAUCUAAGGGAACUCCUGCUCUUUAUUCGUUCUCUCUAUCAGUCAUCCUUCUUGAGCCCCCUGACUCCUGGCUGCUGCUCUCUCAAGCAUGCACCCCCCAGGUCUGACAUAUGGUUUCAUUUUCUACACAGUGUUUGUCCUGAGGGAGAAGCGAUCAAUGCUUCUUGGUGAGAUGCCCAAGUGAAACAAGAGCGGCAGACAGAUGUAUGUAGUGUUGUUGUAAGUGCUCCAUGUGGAUGAACUCUUUCAAUCCUACCAACCAGAGGAAGCGUCUGUUGUCAAUCCAGCUUUGCAGAAGGAAGAGUUGAGGUCGGUCUUCUGGCGAGCUUACCAGUGCUGGCCAGACUUUAGAGACGCUAGCUCAAUGCACUUGUCGUGCAAGAGGCCGCAGGGACGAGGGAGCUGAUAUGACUUCCUAUGCCUCAUGCAAAGUCUUUAAAACUUCCAUUAAGUAGAACCUGCUGUUCAUACUCAAAUCAGCUGGGCACCUUCGCCUGCUCCCUAGUAUUUUACAGUGAAAAUGAGCACUUCUUACAGCUGUGUUUGCGGAACUCAACACAGUGGUUUUGUAUCACUUUAUUUUCUGCUUAAAACCUUUGGAUUAUUUUUGCCAGUCAUUUUAGUACUUUUUCUUUCUUUCCUUCCUCCCCCUUCCUUCCCUUUUCUUCUCUUUCUUCCUUUCUUUUUCUUUUCUUUUUUUGGUCAGUACUGAUGAUCAUACCCAAGGCCUUGUAGAUAUUCGCGGGGUGUUCCACCACCCAGCUACAUCCCCAGCUCAUUUUUAGUACUAUUAAUGUUUUCAUACUAAUGUGUCAAUUGGACACAAUUGGAAGAAUGCAUUUGUCUUAGCUAACUUUUAAACAUGACUUUCUUAAACCAUCGUCUGUCUUACAACAUGGGCCUCCAUGUGCUUUUAUUGACCCACUGUAGUUAAACAUGCACUCAAAGUCCUGAAGCUGCAUUCUGUUACUGUUGGUUGCUUUUGUCCUUAAAGAAAUCAGAAAGUUUGACAACUGAUGGAUGGAUUUCCAUCCCAGUAUAUUAAUACGAUUAUUGCAAUCGAAGUUUACUGUAUUUAUUCAGGUUUUUGUCUUAAGUGACAUUAGCGCUGAAGUUGGAUGCCAUUCUUGGCUCUAUCCUAGGAUUUCUUAAAUUUUCUUUGUAAAGGGGUCCCAGAUGCUCUACUCUGCCACAAACAGUUCAUAAGUGAACAAAUUAAUUAUCAAAUAAAUAAAUUAAUUAAUUAAUAAAUUUAUUAAUGCUGCACAUUAAUAAAGCAAUUGAAAUUUGAACUUCAUAUACUUUGCAGAUGACAAAAUGUUAAAUUGAGUUUUAAAAAAGCUUUCAGAAAAGGAAAAACCUAUUCUUAGUUUGCAGGCUGAAGAACAACAGGAAGUGGGCUGGGCUGGGCUGGGCUGGUAGACUCUAGCUUUCCCACAGUGACUUAGCCAUGGCAUUCUGUCUAUCUAGUCGUCAUAAAUCCUAUCACCAGUAACAUAUUAUUAGCUAGUUGUAAAAGUAUCAGAGUUAGUGAAAGCGUCGUUUAAACACGGUUUAUAAUUGGUUUGCUGUUAUGAAUGAAUAGCAUAGUGGCAUCCUUAUGCAUUCGUGUUCUCAUAUGUUUCCUGGAGUUGGCACAAAUGAGGUGACAGUAAAGAACCAUUCUGGGUAAGUUCCAGCUCUGCUUUCCCUGCGGUCUGGCAGUUGUUAACAUGUUUCACUCUUGAGCUGCUCUUUCCGUAAACAUUGCUAUGCUUUAGAGUAAUUUCUCUCUGUGUAGAGAUUUUUCAAAAUUAGCACAAGGGCAUGAGAGUCUUUUAUACAUGUGACACGUCUGUCUCAGCACCCUAGGCCGUGUGCUGAGGUGACAUCCUUACUCUCUAAACAGAGCCGCACAUUUAGUGAACAGGUUGAUUAUUUUCAACUUGUUUAUAUGUAUAUACACUUUGUACAUAUGUGACAGGUGGGGUGUGUUUAUACAAAAACAUACAAGUAUGCACGCGCAAAUGCGUGCGCGCGCGCGCGCACACACACACAGGAUUAGUUCUUUUUCUGAUCUCUUGUAUACUUUCAAACCCACAGAUAAAACAUCAUUUGUGUUACUGACAUACUUACGUUGCAUUUUUAGCAAUUUAGUUUGUAGGAAGGAUUCCUGAAUCACUUACUAAGUCUUGCCUCUUCCUUUUCACCAUUAUAUGGAUUGUAAAGAAUGUAUAUGCAUCGUUGUUUAAUAUAACUUUUCUAUAUUAUUAAGAAGCCAAGACUCACAUUAGUUAAGUAGCUGGCAUGUUUCAUGGCAACCUAAACAUGUUUUAACUUGCACUAGUUUUCUUAUUCUCUGUUCAGUGAGCAAUUUGUCUACUUUCAAGUUGGAUUUCCUUGGGUUUUUAAUUUAGCAGAUGACUUGCAUAUAAUUUCCUUUUCAUGAAAAUAGCAGUUAAAGAAAUAUGAGCCUCAAUAUGCCUGGCAAUGGAAAAAUGUAUGUAAAUCUCCUAGCCUUGGGGGUGUGUGUCCCAUUUAAGAAUACACCAACUGGUCGGUAGUAUUUUUAGUUUUCUUCCAAAUCUUUGCUAUUAGGUGAGUAACCACCCAGGCUGAUUCUUCUGGAAUGUAAUCGUCUCUAAGGUUGCUGAAUGCUCAGUGGGUGUGGCAUUCACCCAGGUCACUAGAGUCUUUCCUGCUUUCUUGCCUAGAAUGCCCUGACCCCCUUCACCCCGGAAGAGUGAACGCAGCUUCUCCACAUGCCUUAUUCCCACUGGCGCAUUGACAUGCCAGAACAAUCUGGCUCCAGAAGUACUAAUACAGUUUUUCUGAGACUGUCUACAAAAUACUAUUUUGUUAAAACUAUGCCUUUAAAUAGACACGGAUGGGUUAUAUUUGUUUUAUAAAAAGUUGUGUAUCUAAUGUUCAAUUGUGAUUGAUUUCGAGAUUAUAUAUAAAUGUAUAUUUAUAAGCCUGUCCUAUGUGGAUUUUUACUCUAAGAUGUGUGCCACAUUACUAAUAAAGAUAUGAGUUUCUAUUUAUGUAAAGUAAUUGUAGCAACACUCCUAACCGCUACUGAGAUGAUUAUUCUGUUCACUGGCCACCGCAUAUACUUUUAUCUCUAGAGGAUUAAGUUAUACUCAGACUAUAUUAACCAGGAUUAAACUUUAAAGGCAUAAACUCUCAACAUAAUUUGAAUUCUUCCUGUUGAUGUAAUUAAAACUAGUUUAUAAUUCCUUA